Molecule: messenger RNA, 267 nt
Organism: Helobdella robusta
Lineage: Eukaryota; Metazoa; Annelida; Clitellata; Rhynchobdellida; Glossiphoniidae
Exons: 3
Biological process (GO): protein phosphorylation
Molecular function (GO): ATP binding; protein kinase activity
Source: RefSeq, a predicted model, not a curated record
AAACAUCCAUUCAUCGUUUCAAUGUAUGACUGCAUGCAGAAUAAUAAUCAAGUUUUUUUCAUUAUGGAGUAUAUACCUGGUGGUUCCUUGAAGGAGCAUUUGAUAAAAUGUGUAAUGUUCAAUGAGUUGGAGACUGCUUUUUAUUCAGGCUGUGCCUUGCUGGCUAUAAAUCACCUCCAUUCUUUAGAUAUUGCCCACAGAGAUAUAAAGCUAGAAAAUUUCAUUCUGGAUUGUUGUGGGUAUGCCAAAUUAGUUGAUUUUGACCUA